GUAUCGAAGAGAGUCACGUUUUCCAUUAGUCCGUGCACCACCACGAGUCCAACCUGUUAGUUAGCGCUGUGAUACAUGGACUCAACUCGAGCAGAGCAGCGAUAAUAUGCCGGCCACAACGCAGAACAUUUCCCAAGAACGCUUCGCGAGUGAAGGCUCCAAGGGACGGAACAUACCGUCUAACGCUGAAGAUCACGCCAAGAUGCAACUCUUCAAUGUACAAGGCUUGGUAGUGUCGAAGAAUCAGUAUACUAGAGAACAGAUGAGGAAAGUUCUCUGGUUCAAGCCGUUGGAAAAAGAUAUCUAUGUUGGGUCGUUCCCGCGUGCCGGCGGAAGCUGGGUGCAAUAUAUCAUUUGGAGUCUGCUGAAGGGGACAGAUAAACCUCUCCCAACACUGAAAGAGAUGCGGAGCCUUUAUUUCCCAUGCAUCGAACAGGUGGACCCGGACGUUGUAGAUCGCCACUUAACUAAGAGAGAUGAGGGUCGCUUGAUUCAUCACCACCUGCCGAAAGCUUUCGUUCCCUCCGAGGUUCAGAAGAACAUUUAUAUACUGAGGAAUCCGUACGAUGUUUGCGUGUCCUACUAUCAUCAUCUGAAAGUGAACGGCAAAUACGAUGCUGCCUUCAGUGACUUCUUCGAAUGCUUCAUACGGGGCGAGGUGCCGUUCGGGGACUACUUCGAUCACAUCGCCGGCUGGUAUGAAGCCCGGAACGAGCCCACCACGAAAGUUCUCCUCUACGAGGAAUUGAUGGCGAACCCUGUCAGGGCGAUCGUUGAAAUUGCCGACUUUAUCAAAGUAUCAGUCAGUCCCGAAGCAGUCACGGCCAUAGCUACUGCAACGAGCUUAGAAUCUCUUCGGAGGAACGAAACCGAAACUGUUUCGGUAGAACAUUACCGUUACGCGAGGAACGGCGACUGGAAGAGAUUGAUGACAGACGAACAGAAAUCUCGUCUCGAUGUCCUCGUCGAACGCUUCCGAUUUACAGAUAUGUACAGAGUUUGGGCCCAGAACGCGUUCAUCUAACGCGCAUCGGGAUUCUCAUGUUACAUCAUCCCUCUCGACUGGGAAAGGAAAAGCAUGGCCGGGAGUAGGACGACCGCCCCUCUUCACAUUCUCCACGCGGCGCAUGUCAUGCUUCGAUAAUUAUGCAGACUCAUCUCCGAAGUUCAAUCCCAAAUAAAGCGUUCUCACUCACU
Molecule: messenger RNA, 1197 nt
Organism: Galendromus occidentalis (western predatory mite)
Lineage: Eukaryota; Metazoa; Arthropoda; Arachnida; Mesostigmata; Phytoseiidae
Product: sulfotransferase 6B1
Exons: 6
Coding region: 107-1024 (305 amino acids)
Molecular function (GO): sulfotransferase activity
Source: RefSeq, a predicted model, not a curated record